AUGGAUGGUCUCUUAUGGAAUAUCAAAGCAACUAUACCACAAAAACGAAAAAUAGAUACGUCUGCAGAAGAAAUCAAUACCACUCGUGUAAAAGUUGGACAUAGCAAUGAAAAAGAAAAUACCUUUGUAGAUAAUGGAUAUCAAGCCAGCAUGAUGAACAGUGAAGAUAAUGAUAUCCCUGAAGAACACAACUCGAACCUGUCGCACGAAACUGACGACACGUAUAACACAGAACUAUCAAACGCUUAUGCCGAGAUAUAUAAAGUCAAAAAGUACGUUUUGACUUAUCAUGAACUGAAUAACGAAACCCAAGCAUUCAACGAACUUGGCUACGACGUUGACAGCGACUUCAUUGAAAGAUUACGAUUAUCAUCUAUAUGUUUGAAAUAUACUUUACCUGGUGGAAGCAAAAUUCAACCAGAAGAUUUAGACAUUGAAGAAGUUAAAAAUAUAAGAACGAACUCAACUAACCAAAUUCAACUUCACACACUCAUAUCUAAGUUAAAUGAUACAAUUAUACGUGGAAACGAAAACCUUAACAAGAACAUGCCUGAAUUGGAGCACAUUGUUGAAAAGAUAUCGGGACUAUUACAAUAUGUGUUUGAACCCAAAAGUUUGAUAUAUUUCAAAUGGGAAAAAUCUUCAUAUGCUGUAUUUGACAAUCGAUACAAAGAGCUCCGGUUGGAUUUCGUGUUAUUCAAUGAUAAUCAGGAGAUAGAUUGUGGUAAAAUAAAAAACGAUGGUACAGCUGAUAAAUUGUUGGGCGAAGAUAGAGCACGUAUUGCUGAAACUAUGAAACGACAACUGUAUAAAAGGAUGAUUACAAGUAGAGGACACAACGAAUUCAAAGCUUUCGGUAUUUUCUUCAAUGGUGUUCAAUUAGAGCUAUAUAUCAUGUCGUUUAACCCUCAAGCUGAUAUUUCUAAUGGCAAAUACUAUCACCUAUACCAAGUAGAUGAUUUAAAGGUACUUUGUUUUUGUAAUUCUUAUAACAACUUGGAAGAGACGCUUGAGUUCCUCAAGGCAUUUAAAAGUGUUAUAGUAAGUAGUUUGCCAGCAAAUCCCGCAAAUACACCACUACUAGAACACAACUACGCUGAUUUGUUUCAAUCUACGCUUAGAUUUACAAAAACAUAA
Messenger RNA from Rhizopus microsporus ATCC 52813, 1137 nucleotides. RefSeq lists its product as uncharacterized. The transcript has 6 exons. The record is from RefSeq and is a predicted model, not a curated record. Bases 1 to 1137 code for a protein of 378 amino acids. Lineage: Eukaryota; Fungi; Mucoromycota; Mucoromycetes; Mucorales; Rhizopodaceae.